Molecule: messenger RNA, 2603 nt
Organism: Enterobius vermicularis (human pinworm)
Lineage: Eukaryota; Metazoa; Nematoda; Chromadorea; Rhabditida; Oxyuridae
Source: the annotation of a GenBank genome assembly
AUGAAAAUUUUGCUUGUAGUCAUAAAUAUUCAGGGAUAUUGGGUCAGAAGAAUGGCAUCGCCUGGUCAGUCAAGCGGUCAGCCGCUUCCUGCAAAGGAACUUGCAUUGUUUCGCAAAUUAUUGAAACACUAUCAACAGAAACAAUACAAACAUGGAUUGAGGUGCGCUAGGCUCAUUCUUUCUAACCCACAAUUUAGCGAACAUGGAGAAACAUUAGCAAUGAAAGGUUUGAUACUGAACUGUAUGGGAAGAAGAGAAGAGGCACAAGAAAGUGCUAAACGUGGGUUGAAGGCUGAUUUGAAAUCUCAUAUUUGUUGGCACGUUUACGGGUUAGUUCAGAAGAGUGAGAAGAAGUAUGACGAGGCCAUGAAAGCAUGUAAACAAGCUUUAAGGCUAGACAAGAACAAUGUGGAAGUUUUGAGAGACUUAUCUUUGUUACAAAUUCAGGCUAGGGACUUAGAUGGUUAUCGAGACUCUCGUUAUCAUCUCCUGAUGCUUCGACCUCAGCAGCGUAUUGCUUGGAUUGGUUAUGCAACGGCUUAUCAUCUUUUAAAAGACUACGACAUGGCUUUGAAAAUAGUGAACGAGUUUUGCAACAGUAACAAACAUUUGGAGUUUGGUUUUGAACAGAGUGAGUUGAUUCUGUACCAAAAUAUGAUUUUGCGUGAAUCUGGACAGUUAAAAUUAGCCUUAACGAAACUUGAGGAGAAUGCAUCGCAAAUCAUUGAUCAAGUAACAUACUUAGAGACAAGAGCCAAUUUAUUGAUGGAGCUUGGUGAACCGAAAAAGGCGGAAAAAAUAUAUUGGAGGUUGGUGGAGAGGAAUCCUGAAAAUGUAAACUACUUCAAAAGGAUUGAGGAAUGUCGGGGGUUAAGUGAGGACGACAUUGACGAACGAUAUGAAAUCUAUAAAGCGGUAUUAGCCUUGAAACCAAGAUCGGCAGCAGCUGAGAGGGCUCCGCUGUAUUUUUUGAAAGGGAGCGAAUUCGAAAAAUUACUUAUUCCUUAUUUAAUUGCGGGUCUGCGUAAAGGUGUGCCGUCUCUUUUUAAAAAUCUUGUGCCGCUUUAUAACGAUUUUGAAAAGGUACUUCUCUUUCUUAUUAAGACCUCUUACAGAAUUUGCUGCUGUCUUGUCCUUAUCAAUCUUGUACAGUGUUGUUUCACACAAUCACUCAGCUUUUUACAAACUGCGAAAUUUAUUUUGAGAUCUUUUUUUCCAGUUUUUUCAAUUGUGUUUUCAGGCAGUGGUUUGCCGGAGUCACCUACAACUGUUUUAUGGCUGUAUUAUCUGACUGCUCAGCAUUAUGACAAACUUGGAUCGACGGAGAAAGCUCAAUUUUAUAUUAACAAGGCUUUAGAACACACUCCUACCCUAAUAGAACUUUACGCUAUUAAAGCAAAAAUUUGUAAACACGCUGGGGAUCCAAAUGAAGCUGCUAAAAUAAUGGAACAGGCUCAGGCACUAGACACUGCAGAUAGAUACAUCAAUAGCAAGUGUGCAAAAUAUAUGUUACGUGCAAAUAUGAUUUCGGAAGCUGAACAAAUGUGCUCAAAGUUCACUCGGGAAGGAGUGAAUGCCUCGCAGAAUCUAAAUGAAAUGCAGUGUAUGUGGUAUGAGAUAGAAUGUGCACGAGCAUAUGAAAGAAUCGGCAAUUACGGUGAGGCGCUGAAAAAAUGUCAUGAGAUUGAUAGACAUUUCAUAGGCAUGUAUGAAGACCAGUAUGAUUUUCACACUUACUGUGUUCGAAAAAUGACGUUAUGUGCUUAUAUUCAGUUACUUCGUUUGGAAGACGUUCUCCGUAAACACAAAUUUUAUUAUCAGGCCGCUGAAGUUGCAAUUAGAAUCUACUUGCGAAUGUGCGAUCGACCAGAAGACUUCAGUCCAGCGAAGAAAAAUGGAGAAGAUACAUUGAGCGCUGCAGAACUCAAAAAACUGAAGAAGAAGCAGAAGCGAGAAAAAGCGAAAGAAGCCGAAGAGGCAGCUAAACAGAAGCCUCAGAAUCAGAAAAAGGUUGAUGUUGAGCUAGAUGGUUUUGCUCCUGAACCUCUUGACACUGAAAAAUUGCUUAAAGUCAGCGAUCCUUUGGAAGAGGCUAGCAAAUUUGUACAACCUUUGCUUCAACUAAAUAGUACAGAACUGGGCUCUUACUUACUUGGGUUCGAGGUGUAUUACAGAAAAAAGAAGGUAUUUUCUUGCCAUAGUUUGAAUUUUGCACUCUUCAUUACUUAUAUCGCAAGUUACUUGCCUUUUGAAAAUAUUCGGUUCAUCCGUCCUACAGCCAAUACUGGUAUACAGUUGAGCGGCAAUGUUGGUGCACUAGCAAAAGAGUUAACAGAAACUUUGUUCCCAUCUGUGCAGUCCGCUGAGCAGCUGAACAUCGAAUAUAAAAGCAAAUAUCCAAAUUCUUUACCUCAUCGAAUGGCUGUUGCUGAAGUGGAUAUUCUGUUGGAUAGUAAUAACACAAAUAAAGCAAAGAAGUGGCUGUUAGAUUCAUUCAAUGAGGACAAGCUAGAAAAUGUUCAACUUUGUUAUCUAGAGAAACUCUAUCAUGAUAUCUUGUAUGGAAAAUUUGGAGUAUGGAACAAAGAAGAGGUUAGUUAAUU